Molecule: messenger RNA, 860 nt
Organism: Triticum aestivum (bread wheat)
Lineage: Eukaryota; Viridiplantae; Streptophyta; Magnoliopsida; Poales; Poaceae
Exons: 4
Coding region: 1-672 (223 amino acids)
Source: RefSeq, a predicted model, not a curated record
AUGGCAAGUGGGGAGAAAGGAGUUGCGAUGCAGCAUGGCUUGCAGCCACCGCCGUGCUUGCAAGUUGGCCUAGCACGGCUGCUAGCCGGAGUCAAAUGGGUGCUGCGUUGCAGCAUGCUCGGGCGUGGUGAGCUCGCUAGUGUUUUGGUACAAGCUGGCCAGGCGUGGCUGCUCGCGGGAGCCAAUUUGCAUCAUGCUAUUUGGCAGCAAGCUGGCCGGCGCAGCUGCUGCAAGCGAGCUCAGUGCGAGAGAGCCUUCGUGACCUGCCUGCACUACUCUCCUGUCCUCGUCAACUCCGCCAGCAGCUUCGAAUUCCGUCCCCCAGACCUGCUCGCUUCGCCAUGCCGGCCACCGUACUCAGGCAGCAACUCAACGCCCCCACAUGUACGCCAUGGGGAUUCUGGACGAAUAUUACCAACAGCUGCAGUCGCCGCAGGACGAGAGCUUCCUCCCCGAGGUCAUCAACAUCUUCCUCCACCAUGCCGACAGGAUGCUCAACGACAUCACCAGCCUUCUGAACCUGCCCGUUGUGGACUUCGACGUGGUGCGCGAACUGGUGCAUCAGCUCAAGGGGACCAGCUGCAGGUGAUUUGCUACUUCAUCGAUGUCAUGCGAUUCAAAUGUGUUUGUCACGGGCAUACUGCCGUUGGUGUUGUUUGCGCUAUCGUGUAACCAUAAGUACAAGUGUCGAGUUUAAUUUUAUUUGGUGCAGUACCGGUAUUCAUCCAACUGUAAUGUUAUGGCUCGACGAGAAAUACAAACUUUGUCGCCUUGCGAGCCUUCCUGGUAUUAGCUAGUGAUAUACUAUUCAGCGUAACGGCGAUGGUGGAUCUUCUGGUCUAUCCACAUUCUAUUCAGAU